Molecule: messenger RNA, 471 nt
Organism: Knipowitschia caucasica
Lineage: Eukaryota; Metazoa; Chordata; Actinopteri; Gobiiformes; Gobiidae
Source: the annotation of a GenBank genome assembly
AUGAUGGCCACGAACGGAACAGCAACAUGUAAAGACGUUCAGACCAAUGGCGAGGUCGCGACACCAUCUUCCCCGCUCCCAAACAACUCGCAGCGGUUCACCUUCAGCUCAGAGCCCACCAUGGAGGACAUACGGCGCAUGCAGGCAGAAUUCACUGACGAGCGAGACUGGAAUAAGUUUCACCAGCCUCGCAACUUGCUGCUGGCGAUGGUCGGCGAGGUGGGCGAGGUGUCGGAGCUGUUCCAGUGGAAGGGGGAAGUGGCGGAGGGUCUUCCAGACUGGAGCGACUCAGAGCGCGAGCACCUGGCGCACGAGCUCAGCGACGUGCUCAUCUACCUGCUGGAGCUCGCGGAGAAGUGUCGCGUGGACCUCCCGCGAGCGGUGCUGCAGAAAAUGGCUCUGAACAAGUUGAAGUACCCGGCCAGCAAAGUUCACGGGUCUGCUAAAAAGUACACGGAAUAUACUGACUGA